AUGAUUACGAGAAUUGUGAGACGACAGGCAAAGCGUUCUUUGACCAACUGCAGACCCCUGCUUCAAAAUGUGCCCAAAUAUGACGAUGCUGAGCUUCUAGCGGGGAAGUUAAACAAGGCAUCAUACACAGCCAAAAGAGGCAAAGACACCUACCAAUGGGCAGAAAGGUCCGCCCAAGAGAUGGAGGAAGAGCAUAACGAUCGAAUGGCUCGUAUGAUGAAGCUUCGCGCAGUUUUCCAAGGUCUUUUUUUGGUUGUGGGCGUGGGAGCCGCUUACACGACUUACAUGCAAUGGCCACAGAUCAAAAGUUGGUGGUUGGCUGAGAAAAGCAUUUUGGAUGAUGAUGCAAUUGAACUCUUGAAGAAACGGAGGGACGAGAAGACGUUAUUGGAGUUUCCUAAGAUUCCAGCCUCGGAGCCUCCCAGCAGCGUUCCGGGCGUUUACUAUUGGGGUUCUGGUCGUAAUGAUCACAAAAACAGUAAGUUUCCUUUGAGAGUUGCCCAUUUUGAUGGCCAGAAACUGAGGGACGUGUGCCUUUCAACUGAAAAUGCUAAUCUAGCUAUCGACAAAAACGGAGAUUUGUAUACCUGGAACACCAAAUCUAAAAAAUUGAUUCUGGCCGAUCAAGAUCUGCUCUCGGCUAAAUCAUCGAACGGUGUUGCUUACGCACUAACAAAGAAAGGCGACCUUUUGAUCGUUCCGCUGGCCGAUCCUAAGCAGAGAUCCAAAUUUUUGCGCAAGCACAGAUCGUGGCUACGACCAUGGAGGAGACACUGCCAAUACGACCACAAACUAGACACUAAGAAUGCCUUUUCAGGCCGUCACGAAAAUAAAAUUACCCAUUUCGAUGUUGGUAAAGAGCAUCUGGUUUUUUUGUCCAACACAGGAAAGGCGUAUACUUGCGCCACAGGACUAAAAGAAGCGCAGGAAGCCAAAUCCAGAGGUCAAUUCGGCGUUCCAAUUCUCUCACAAUUCGAUCCAUUCCCAGAAUGCAAUAAAAUAUAUGAGAUUGAGCUUUUGAAUCAUAGUACCGCUGGGAGCGAAGGUGUUGCCCGAACAAUCAAGAAGGUCACCUGUGGGGAUUACCAUACCCUUGCUCUUGACUCAUUGGGUGAACUUUACUCUUUUGGGCUCAAUACCCAUGGUCAGUUGGGCCAGCCCAUAAGAUAUGACAUGGAGUACCUCCCGUUCCCAAAAGUUGUGAGUGGAUUCAGCGCUCAUUUCCCAAGAGACACUUACCUAAAGUGCGUCGAUGUCAAUGCAUCGGGAGACACCUCAUUUGUCAGUGUUGUGCCGCAAGAUAUUCACAAGCUCAUCAGAAGUAGAGGUAAUGAAUCUUUGCGCGAUGAUCUGGAUAAAGUAACGUACUUUUCAUUUGGUGGCGGAAUAAGCGGCGAGUUGGGGAAUGGUAACUUCAAGCAUUGUCAACAAGAUCCAACGAAACUGAAAGUUGUGAACGAAGCCUCAAACGACAGCUCUGCUCCAAAUUUUAGACCAUCAAAAAUUGCGAAAUGGUCCUGUGGAACUGACCACGUUUUAGCCGAGUUAGAGAAUGGCGAAGUACUAGCGUGGGGAUCGAAUACCCAAGGUCAACUUGGUAACGGCAAGAAAAUUAAGUCUUGCAGACCUAUAAAUAUUCCUCAGCUUUUGGAACCUGGUAACGAGUUGAGCUCUUCUCAAGAGAACAUGCAAAAACACCUCUUGACCACUCUUCAGCUACUACCGGGUCAAACAAUUAAAGCAGGAGAAAGAUCCAGCUGUAUUUAUUGGGAUGCUUAA
Molecule: messenger RNA, 1779 nt
Organism: Lachancea lanzarotensis
Lineage: Eukaryota; Fungi; Ascomycota; Saccharomycetes; Saccharomycetales; Saccharomycetaceae
Gene: FMP25
Product: LALA0S15e01332g1_1
Exons: 1
Coding region: 1-1779 (592 amino acids)
Biological process (GO): mitochondrial respiratory chain complex III assembly
Cellular component (GO): mitochondrial inner membrane
Source: RefSeq, a predicted model, not a curated record